Molecule: messenger RNA, 1249 nt
Organism: Dendrobium catenatum
Lineage: Eukaryota; Viridiplantae; Streptophyta; Magnoliopsida; Asparagales; Orchidaceae
Product: WAT1-related protein At5g64700
Exons: 7
Coding region: 18-1097 (359 amino acids)
Cellular component (GO): plasma membrane
Molecular function (GO): transmembrane transporter activity
Source: RefSeq, a predicted model, not a curated record
ACUUAGAGAAUUCUCUAAUGGAAGAGAAGAAGCCCUAUGCUGUGAUCCUUAUAAUCCAGUUGAUUUACACUGGCUUGUUUGUGAUCUCAAAAGCUGCAUUGAAUGAAGGUUUAAGCACAUUUACUUUCAUUUUCUAUCGUCAGUUGACCGCAGCAGUCUUGCUUGUUCCACUGGCUAUUAUUUCUGAAAGGAAAAGGACCUAUACGAUGCCAUUUUGGCUUUCAGUCAAGAUUUUUAUUCAUGCCUUGAUCGGGAUAACUUUCAGCUUGAACAUUUACAAUGUUGGCCUGAAGUAUACUUCUGCAACAGUCGCUUCAGCUGUGUCAAAUUCUGUUCCUGUCAUCACCUUCUUUCUAGCACUGUUAAUGAGGAUGGAAAGUUUGAGACUUAGGAAGCUGUCAGGGAUAUCGAAGAUCAUUGGGGUGACCAUAUGCUUGUGUGGAAUUAUAACCAUUGCCUUAUACACUGGACCUCACCUGAAUCCAUUGAUCAAGUUCCAGCCCUUUGGCCCCAGAAAUAAUCUAAGCUAUAGCUCUCUUCACUCUAAGGAAAACUGGAUAAAAGGAACUUUUCUCUUAAUUACAGCCAACUCAGCUUGGGCUCUUUGGAUGGUCCUUCAGGGACGGUUAUUGAAGGAGUACCCUUCAAAGCUUCUCUUCACAGCAAUCGAAAGUGUUUUCAGUGCAAUACAGUCAUUUCUUGUAGCAGUAGCAUUUGAGAGAGAUAUCUCAAAGUGGAAGCUGAGGUUGGACGUGGGAUUGAUUGCCAUUGCUUACUCAGGAUUUGUAGUUACAGGAGUCUCUUUUUACAUGCAAUCAUGGUGCAUUGAGAAGAAAGGUCCAGUUUUUCUUGCUAUGACAACUCCAUUGUCUCUAGUUUUCACCAUAAUUUGCUCAUCACUCUUCUUAGGAGAGGUGAUUUCAUUGGGAAGUAUAUUUGGAGGAAUAUUGAUGGUUGGAGGACUCUAUAGUGUCUUAUGGGGAAAGAGCAGAGAAGAAAUUGAAUGCAGCAAGUCUAUAGAAGAAAGCACGAGAGAUUGCGCUGUGGAUAAGGACUUGGAAUCAGCAAAUGAUCAAUCGAACUCUGCUGUUAUGUAAUUUUGUCUUUAGUUUGUCCUUUUUUAUAAUCUUAAAAAGGUAGUUUUUAACAUUUGGAAAAAUAUGAUUGUAGUAUAAAGAAUAUAGAAAUAUUGAGGGAAUUAAUUCCCUCACUUCUGUUUUGCAUUGAAUGAAAUGAUAUAUUUUAUACA